Messenger RNA from Chaetomium strumarium, 2255 nucleotides. RefSeq lists its product as uncharacterized. The coding region runs from base 179 to 1984 and encodes 601 amino acids. NCBI's taxonomy places the organism in Eukaryota, Fungi, Ascomycota, Sordariomycetes, Sordariales, Chaetomiaceae. Gene Ontology annotation, molecular function: mRNA binding. Gene Ontology annotation, cellular component: nucleus. The transcript has 5 exons. The record is from RefSeq and is a predicted model, not a curated record.
AACUUUCUUAUCAGACCAUCAACAGCGAACGCGAUACACUUCCAUCCGGUCCACUCAAUAUACGCGAGCGCAGAGGUUAUCUGGACUUUACUUACCUCUGCGAACUUCUUCCACUCUCUUACACUCCUCUUAACUGCGACGCGUCCCGUUUCUUGUCCACGCCGAAGACAGCGUCAUCAUGACGGAGCCCGAGAACUUCGACGACGAGCUGUUCGCCGACCUAUAUAACGAUGAUGACGCGACGGGGGCCAAACCAGUGCCAGUUUCGGAGCCUGAACAGUACUCUGCUGUACAACCCGCGGAUACAGAGAGCAGGAAUGAGCGUACCCAAGAUACUGGCCAGCGCCAAGACUACGACGGAGGGUAUGACGCACAACCGAACCACGAUGAGGAUGCUGAAGAAGAAGAUGACGACGAGAUCGACUUCAAUCUCGGGAAUGGACCCUCUGCCACAAUAAAACAGGAAGAAAGGCCGAUGCAUAGUACACCGCCUGCACCCGCUGCCCCGGCAAAGGGCCCAAAUGCCAAAGAAGACGGAAAGAUGUUCAUCGGUGGACUAAACUGGGAAACCACGGACCAAUCCCUGAGAGACUACUUCUCGCAGUUCGGCGAGGUGGUAGAGUGCACGGUCAUGAGAGACGGCGCCACAGGGCGCUCGCGCGGUUUCGGCUUCCUGACGUUCAAAGACCCCAAGACAGUGAACAUUGUUAUGGUCAAGGAACACUAUCUGGACGGCAAAAUUAUCGAUCCGAAGCGAGCGAUCCCCCGCGAUGAGCAGGAGAAGACAUCUAAGAUCUUCGUCGGCGGCGUCAGCCAGGAUACCACCGACCACGAGUUCCGCGAGUACUUUGCCCAGUUCGGCCGCGUCGUCGACGCCACGCUUAUGAUGGACAAGGACACGGGCCGCCCUCGCGGCUUUGGUUUCGUGACCUUUGAGAGCGAGGCCGGCGUCGAGGCCUGUCUGUCCGCCAACUUGGAGAUCCACGGCAAGCCGAUCGAAGUUAAGAAGGCCCAGCCCCGCGGCAAUCUCCGGGACGAGGAGGAUGCGGCCCGGCGCGGCGGCAAGUUCGGGCGCAAGGGACAGGGGAUGGGCGGCGGCAUGGACGACGGCUCCGGCGGGCAGGGAGCCAUGGGCGGCAUGGGUGGCAUGGGCGGCAUGGGCGGCAGCACCGCGGGCAUGUCCCCCCAGGUCAUGGCGCAGUACAUCCAGCGCAUGCAGCAAGCCUUCGCCAUGAUGCAGCAGCAGAUGAUGAUGAACCGCAACAUGAACCCCAACAUCACCCAGAUGAUGUAUAUGCAGCAGAUGCAGCAGAUGCAGCAGAUGAUGCUGGCCGCGCAGCAGCAGGGACGCGGCGGGCCCGGCGGCAUGGGAAACAUGAACCCGGCCAUGAUGCAGCAGCAGAUGCAGCAGAUGCAGCAGAUGAUGAACCAGGCCGGCGGCGCUGGCGGUCCGGCUGCUAUGAACCAGGGCGGCAUGAGUCCUGGCGGAGGGAGCCACGGCGGUGGUGCCGGCUCCGGCGGCAGUGUGAGCGGCGGUUCGAACCGGGGCAGCUACGGCGGCGGCUACGACCAACAGCAAUUCGACCAGCAGCAGGGACAGCAGGGACAGGGUCAGGGCCGGCGCGGCGGUCGCGGACCGGGCGGUGGUGAGAUGCAGCACCAGCAGGCCUAUGGCCAGGGCGGGUUUGGCGGCGGACAGGGCGGCCCUACCAGCUGGGAGGGCAUGUACGACGACGUGCCCCAGCCCAUGAUGAACCAAGCCGGCGGUCCUGGCGGUGGCUUUGGUGGAGGGCGUGGUGGGUUCCACAAGGGCGGCGGCCGUGGCGGCGGACAGCAGAUGAUGCCUCAGGGCCCGGUAGACCCCGGAAACGCGCCGCCCCCGAACGCGCCGACAGGACCCAAGAACGCGGGCCGGCCGGGCGCCAACUAUCGCGGCGGUGGGCGUGGAGGCAACCGAGGGUUCCACCCGUAUGCGAGGAGCUAGAAGAAGCCUUGCUUCUUGUGGGUUGAGAGUGAUCGUUUGGUCUGGCCUUCCACGCACUGCUAGUCUCCUUUCUGCUGUUCCUUCGGCAUUGGCUUCGACGUUUUACGGGCUAGUCUAUUCGCAUUGGCUGUCUUAUGGUACUGUUUGGGUUUGCUUCCCAGAGGCCAAGGAUGUUGUGCAGGAAAGGUGGAUGGCAGCGGGGCUAAUCCGAGAAAGGGGGAAGAGAACAAUCGUUGGGGUUUCCUAAAGAGCAUCAGCAACACUAACGGGG